Messenger RNA from Cyphomyrmex costatus, 1968 nucleotides. Its product is annotated as TOM1-like protein 2. Lineage: Eukaryota; Metazoa; Arthropoda; Insecta; Hymenoptera; Formicidae. Gene Ontology annotation, cellular component: endosome; membrane. The record is from RefSeq and is a predicted model, not a curated record. Gene Ontology annotation, molecular function: clathrin binding; phosphatidylinositol binding; ubiquitin binding. The transcript has 9 exons. The coding region runs from base 104 to 1660 and encodes 518 amino acids. Gene Ontology annotation, biological process: signal transduction.
AUCGGACACGUUUCACGUAAUACGUAUGCGAGGGAGUGUAGACGACGGAAAGGGUAGAAAACGCGGUAGUUAACAAGACGCAAGUUCUACGUGCUUCGAGAAAAUGUCACUUUUUGGAGUAAGCAAUCCCUUUUCUACGCAAGUAGGACAAAAGAUCGAAUCUGCUACAGAUGGUAACUUACCUAGCGAGAAUUGGACGCUUAACAUGGAGAUAUGUGAUAUUAUAAACGAAACCGAGGAUGGGCCAAAAGAUGCUAUUAAAGCUAUAAAACGCAGACUCAAUCAGGCAGCGGGCAAAAAUUAUACCAUAGUGAUGUAUACGCUUACCGUGUUGGAAACGUGUGUGAAAAAUUGUGGAAAACGUUUUCAUGCUCUUGCUUGUUCGAGAGAAUUUGUGCAAGAUUUAUUUAAAUUAAUCGGUCCCAAAAAUGAACCACCAACAGCAGUUCAAGAGAAAGUUUUAAGUUUAAUCCAAACUUGGGCAGAUACAUUCCGUCAUCAGCCACAUACUCAAGGUGUUGUGCAAGUUUAUCAAGAAUUAAAAAUGAAAGGCAUACAAUUCCCAAUGACUGAUCUAGACGCUAUGGCACCAAUUAUCACUCCUGAAAGAGUAAGAAGUGUACCUGAAACAGAGCAAAUUCCGGCAAGUCUAACUACGAAUGAACAGCCUGCGUCUCUAGGAACACAACAUUUACCUUCUCAAACAUCACAGUCUGGCCAGUUAACUCAAUUAAGCGAACAACAGUUGGCCAAAUUACAAAGUGAACUUGAUGUUGUACAAGGAAAUAUGCGUGUAUUAUCAGAAAUGUUGGCAUAUUUUACAAGUCCAGAUCAAAGUUGCAAGCAACAACCAGAUUCUGCGGAUUUUGAGUUAUUGAACGAACUUCAUUCCACAUGUAAAGCGAUGCAAGAACGUGUUGUCGAUUUAAUUGGUAAAUUGGCUCACGAUGAAAUGACAGCGGAACUAUUACGCAUUAAUGAUGAAUUAAAUAAUCUGUUUCUUCGUUAUACGCGUUAUACGAAGAAUAAAAUGCAAGUACCAGCGAGCACUAUAUUAGCCCAGACAAUUGCACAACCACCGAAUGCUGAAUCGAUUCAAACUCUUACUAAACGAGAAGCGGACUCACUUAUAGACUUAUCUGAUGAUGUGGAUAAUUUAACAAAGCAAAUGAAUGAACUCGAUACGGCUGAAGGUAUAGACAAAAACACAAGACAAAAGGAGAAAAGAGAAGGAGAUAACGAUGAAUUUGAUAUGUUUGCACAAUCGCGUAAUGCAACGUACGAAACAACAAAAAAUAGUGGCAGCAAAUACGAGGAUAAUUUGGAGCAGGUGAGAGGAGGGAGUCUAAGUACGGCAAUUCUCAACCGCAAUAAUCCUAAAUUACCUCAACAGACCACUACUAGUGCUAGUCCGAAUCUGGAAUCUGAAUUCAAUGAAAUGGCAGCCUGGUUAGAUCGCACACCCGGAGGGCAAGGUGAUCAAGAGUCUUUAACAUCAUCGGAAUUUGAGCGCUUCUUAGCAGAACGUGCAGCCGCGGCUGAAGCUUUGCCAACGCUCCCUACAGCCACAACUGCCACCUCGAAUUCCUCGACUACCGGUAAUCAGAACAUUCAGCGCCAAAUUAAUAAAGAUCAAGACAAAUCUUUAUUCGCUCUUUAAGUACCUUAAAAUGAUCUGUUGUAUAUGGGAGGUUAAACUUAUUUAGGACUGCCGUGCUAUUUUAUAAACGGCAUGUAUCUACAAUUUUUCCCUCUGAUGAAACCACGUUUCCACAAUAUCGUCAAUAAUUUAAGCUACGGAUUUGUAUUUUUAACGUAAGGGGCUGAAAUAAGAGAGAAAUACAAAUAUGGGGGGAAAAUAUACAUAUGAAAAAUGCUUGUGCUUGUACGUACUUAAUAAGAUGAUCAUAUGCAAUCAUGUCUGAGAUAUUGUUUCACUUAUAAAAUUGUGGUUACACACAAACACAU